Capra hircus (goat) is the source of this 7769-nucleotide messenger RNA. RefSeq names its product junctophilin 3 (gene JPH3). Gene Ontology annotation, biological process: regulation of synaptic plasticity. NCBI's taxonomy places the organism in Eukaryota, Metazoa, Chordata, Mammalia, Artiodactyla, Bovidae. Gene Ontology annotation, cellular component: endoplasmic reticulum membrane; plasma membrane; junctional membrane complex. The record is from RefSeq and is a predicted model, not a curated record. The coding region runs from base 310 to 2574 and encodes 754 amino acids. The transcript has 5 exons.
UCCCCUCCCCCGCCCUCCUCCCCUCCGGUCCUGUCUCCAGCGGGAGCGCGAGACGCUGGUCAGGCUCCGCGGCGCAGCUCGAAAAUGAAUAAUCGCCCCCAAUUGACUUGAAUUCCUCCGAAGCCGACGCCGCGGCCGUCCGCCGCCCGGGAUCUGUUUGCUGUGUUUUUUGCUUUCUCCAUUCUUCCUUAAAAAAAAAAAAAAAGCAAAACAAAACCAGCCAGCCAGCCAACCAAGACUCCGGUUUGUUGAUCGCCUUUUUUUUUUUUUUUUUCACCGUUUGCGGGAUUUGCAAACCGAGUUACAUGCAUGUCCAGUGGGGGCAGGUUUAAUUUUGACGAUGGAGGGUCCUACUGUGGAGGCUGGGAGGACGGCAAGGCGCACGGCCAUGGCGUCUGCACCGGCCCCAAGGGCCAAGGCGAAUACACCGGCUCGUGGAGCCACGGCUUCGAGGUACUGGGCGUCUACACCUGGCCCAGCGGCAACACGUACCAGGGCACUUGGGCGCAGGGCAAGCGCCACGGCAUCGGCCUGGAGAGCAAGGGGAAGUGGGUGUACAAGGGCGAGUGGACGCACGGAUUUAAGGGGCGCUACGGGGUGCGGGAGUGCACGGGCAACGGGGCCAAGUACGAAGGGACCUGGAGCAACGGGCUGCAGGACGGCUACGGCACGGAGACCUACUCCGAUGGAGGGACCUACCAGGGCCAGUGGGUCGGCGGCAUGCGCCAGGGCUACGGCGUGCGGCAGAGUGUCCCCUACGGCAUGGCGGCGGUCAUCCGCUCGCCCCUGAGGACCUCCAUCAACUCCCUGCGCAGCGAGCACACCAAUGGCGCGGCGCUUCACCCCGACGCCUCCCCCGCCGUGGCCGGCAGCCCCGCCGUGUCCCGCGGGGGCUUCGUGCUGGUGGCGCACAGCGACUCCGAGAUCCUCAAGAGCAAGAAGAAAGGGCUGUUCCGGCGCUCGCUGCUGAGCGGGCUGAAGCUGCGCAAGUCGGAGUCCAAGAGCAGCCUGGCCAGCCAGCGCAGCAAGCAGAGCUCCUUCCGCAGCGAGGCUGGCAUGAGCUCGGUCAGCUCCACGGCCAGCGACAUCCACUCCACCAUCAGCCUGGGCGAGGGCGAGGCCGAGCUGUCGGCCAUCGAGGACGACAUCGACGCCACCACCACCGAGACCUACGUGGGGGAGUGGAAGAGCGACAAGCGCUCGGGCUUCGGCGUGAGCCAGCGCUCGGAUGGGCUCAAGUACGAGGGCGAGUGGGCGGGCAACCGGCGGCAUGGCUACGGCUGCAUGACCUUCCCUGACGGCACGAAGGAGGAGGGCAAGUACAAGCAGAACAUCCUCGUGAGCGGCAAGCGCAAGAACCUCAUCCCGCUGCGCGCCAGCAAGAUCCGCGAGAAGGUGGACCGGGCCGUGGAGGCGGCCGAGCGGGCAGCCACCAUCGCCAAGCAGAAGGCGGAGAUCGCGGCCUCCAGGACUUCUCACUCCCGGGCCAAGGCGGAGGCAGCCCUCACCGCGGCCCAGAAGGCCCAGGAGGAGGCGCGCAUCGCCCGGAUCACUGCCAAAGAGUUCUCCCCUUCCUUCCAGCACCGGGAAAACGGGCUCGAGUACCAGCGGCCGAAGCAUCAGCUUUCGAGUGAGGACAUCGAGGUGACCUCCACGGGGACGCCCCCGCAGCAGGAGAGCCCCGAGCUGUACCGCAAGGGCACCACCCCCUCGGACCUGACCCCCGACGACAGCCCCCUGCAGAGCUUCCCCGCCAGCCCCACGGCCACCCCACCCCCGGCCCCCGCCGCAAGGAACAAGGUGGCCCACUUCUCCCGGCAGGUCUCGGUGGACGAGGAGCGGGGCGGGGACAUCCAGAUGCUGCUGGAGGGCAGGGGAGGGGACUACACCCGCAACAGCUGGGCCGAGGAGAAGGCCGGGGCCUCCCGCGGCAUCCGCAGCGGCGUCCUCCGCAGCGGCCAGCCGGCGGAUGACUUCCGCACCCGGGGCGCGGGCCACAAGCAGUCCGGCAACCCCAAGCCCCGGGAGCGGCGGACGGAGUCCCCCACCACUUUCUCCUGGACUUCCCACCACCGGGCCGGCAACCCCGGCCCCGGGGGCCCCAAGCUGCUGGAGCUGGACGAGGAGAAACUGAGCAACUACGAGAUGGAGAUGAAGCCCCUGCUGAGGAUGGACUCGUACACACAAGACGUGCACCCUCCGAAAAGACGCUACAGCAAGGGGGGCGCCUGCCGGGGCCCCGGGGAGGACCACCGCCCGGAGGACCGAGCCUUCGGGGCCCAGAGACUGCGGUCCAAGUCCCAGAACAAGGAGCACGCCAGGCCAGCCCCCUGCGCGGAGCCCGCAGUGCAGAGGCUGGAGAGCCUGAGGCUGGGGGACCGCGCAGAGCCGCGGCUGCUGCGCUGGGACUUGACCUUCUCCCCGCCCCAGAGGUCCGCGCCCGUGGCGCUGGAGUCUGACGAUGAGAAUGGGGACGAGCUCAAGGCCAGCACGGGCUCUGCGCCGAUCCUGGUUGCCAUGGUGAUCUUGCUAAACAUCGGAGUCGCCAUUUUGUUUAUUAACUUUUUCAUCUGAGGAGAUUGUCACGUUCGGAAAAAACAGUUGGGGUACAAACGGGAGAUGUUUCAAAGCAAACCAACAAAAGGGAAGGCUCGUCGCUUGGACACCCAAUGACAACUUCCGAGUCUUUUCACAGAACCACACGAUUGGGUAUUACUCACAGUUUGCCUUUUUUUCUGGGUAAUGUUUUUUGGAUUUUAGCCACAGUUCCUUGCUUGUAUAACACUUUGCUGUGUGGCAUGGCAGAAGGAGGCCAGCACGCCGACCCUCCAGCUUGACAUGGAAAGAAAAGGGAUCCCGGCAAGUCCGCGGCAAAAAAAAAAAUCGUCAUUGUCAUCACACUCCAUCUGGGACGUGGAGGGGGCAGCCUGGGUGGAGGAUCGGGUGGUCCAGCCUUGGGGGGCGGGGGUGGGGGCCAGCGGCUGGGGACGGGCCGCACACAGGGAGUCCAGUAACCCUGCGUUCCUGUUCUGGACGAGCAGGUGACAGGCGUGGGCAUCCCCCUGGGCCUUGUUCUGUCUCAGACCUCUGCUGCACACCAAGAGCGGGGGCAAGCAUCUGCCCUCUCUACUGCCCGUGAAGCCAUCACACCCCGGCCCCUGGCACUGCCCCACGGCCCUCCUCACGAGGCCACCUUCCCACACCGAGUCUUACAGUCAAGUUCUUAUUUUUCUCACUGUCUCUCCCUCCCCCACCGACCCAGGCCCCCAGGGCUGCUGCGCAGUGGGUGUCCAGGGGACUGGCCCUGGGGGCAGGAGAGGGGUAGCACUGUGGUUGGGGACGGGGGUGAGACCUCGCAGGGACAGCCUGCCACUGGGCCCAGGCCCCAGCACGUGGCAUUCGUGCACUGCAGGCACAAGAUGCCUGUCCAGGCUCCUGCCGAGGUCCACAGCCCGGUCGGCCCCCACGCCACGUGGUCCUCUCUGGCUGUCUCUGAGGCCGCAGUCUCCACAUUCUCGUCCUGUGCCUGCCUCCACUGCCCCGGCAGACACGCGUUUUCCUCCUAGAUGCCUCACGCACACUUGGGGGCUGGUCGGGUCCCAGGACAGGAAUGUGGUCGCAACCCAGGGGGGCUUGACAGCUCCUAAGCAGUCAUGACAUAUCCACCUCCAGAAUAUGCAACCUACUUGUUUCAGCCCCUCAAGACCAGGUUCUGGUGUGUCUGCCGCCAGCGCUGUCCACCGUCCAAACUAAACACCAAGGUCCCAGACCGUCUGGGUGCCCGCCUGGCGGGCUGUGUGCGCGGAUGCGUGUGUGGGGCCCGCGCUCAGCCUGGGAAGGCCCAGGGUUUGGCGCCCAUGGGCUCUGCUUGCUCUGCUUCUGUUCAGCUGUCUCUCUGCUACGUUUCGAGCAGAUUUCUUUACUACACUGCACUGGAUUGCUAUAUUUUUAACCAGAAAUAAACUAAAGAUUAGAGCAUGUUCCAGUUAAAUUCAGUUUUUUUUUUUUCCUGUUACAGACUCACCCCCUGAUCCUUUUCCCAGCUGGGUUGAGUUUGGGGGUCUUCUUCGGGGGAGUGGGGGACACAGGAGAGGGAGGGAGGAUCUGCAGAAGAUACAUUUUUGCUGCUGUUACUUUCUGAAGGGAUGUUCCAUGUUUUUGUACAUCUUUUUUUUUUUUUACUACCGCGUGGUUGCCGCAGCCCUGGAGAGAACCAAAUAAACAUGCCUGCUCCUCGCAGCUCCACGCGUCGUCCAUGCUGGGUGUGUGUCCUGUGAUUCCGUCCGCAACACUUGGUAAAGGUCCGAUACCUCUGGUACAUUCCGGGCACUGCAGGACACAGAUGGUACCCGCACAGGCAGGGCACAUAUUCAUUCACAUGCAAACACCCUGAGCCACGUGCAAAACAGCGGCAGCACAAACGCCCAUCAUUCGAGGCAGGGGUCUCACCGGAGGCAGGCUGGCAUCCCAUCCCGCGUCCGGCUGCCAGCAGCACCCCUAAAAAGCGGAGCAGUGCCCGCCUGGACAGCUGUCAUCUCCCUGCACCUGGGGAAUCCCAGGUGGGUUCCGCCAAGAUCAUCAUACCCUGGGGCUGAUGGGCUCCACAAGCUAGUUUUUAACCGGUUUCCAGACGGUGGUCAAAGACUGGACUGCCCCGCAGGCUGGCCGGCCGGCCUUCUGUUGGCACCCCGGGUUUCCCAACAAGCACAUCCACGGGCUCCCUCCGGGCCAGGCUGGCUGGCCCGCCACUGCCGGGCAUGUCCCUGGUGGACAUGCAGGCCAGGGAAGAACGGGCGCAGUGGCGGCCCCGAUGGUGAGGAGCGCUGGCAGGCUUUAAUUAACCCCAGAGCAGCGUCGCGAGAGGCGUCUUGUCCCCUGACAGCUGCUUCCGAGCUCGAGAUGUGAAAACCAGGGCAGAGAAACCGAGAGACCUGGGCUGUGGAGAGCGGGGCGGGGCUGCCCUCAGGCUGGAAACCGCAACUGCACCCAAACAACCAACGGGGAAGAUGGGGUCUGUGCAGAAUAGCUCAGCGUGGCUGCAGGAACGCAACCGUGGGCCCGCUUCCCUGCUGGACGCCCUCCGUGAGGGCUCUGUGGGAGCAUAAGGGCACUCUCCACUUUCCUACCUUCAUGAAGCCCACAACUCCCCUGGAAAGUGUGCAGAGCGCACCAGCCUGCUCAUCAAAUGGCUCCCUUUUGUUUCUAGAGCCCCACUUUGGACAGUAAGUCAUAUGGCCAUCCCACUUAAAAACCCAAGAGGACAUUACCGAGAGCCCUGAGAGGUCCAGGUAACAAGCCCGGGACGUGACAGACUUGUUGAGGCAGACGAAUGUUGGGGAGAGUGAAACAAGCUGUUUCUGUCUUUCGCCCUUUCUUAGUUUGGGUUUUCCUGACCCAGCAGCAGGACCCACCCUGCGGGUCCCCCCAGCCCCAUGGGCAGAGGCCAUCUUUGGGUGACGCUCAGCUCACCCAAGGGCUCGCCUCCAGCUCUUCCUGCUUUUGUCUUGGAAACUUGCACAACAGUCCCUCCCGCACAUCACGACCCCUCUGCCCACGGCCACACGCGGUCAGCUCACGACACCCAGCUCGUACUGUCCUAGCGUCAUGAGCCUCAUGGGGGAACGAGGGUUUUCUACCAGGUAGUUCGGUAAGAGGAGGAGCCCAGACAAGGGCGGAGUGACGCGCAGCCAGGCUCAGCCUGGUCGGCCUUACUCUGCCCAGAGCUGCCCACAUCAGGAACUCGGCAGGAAGCAAGACCGAGAAACCACAGGCCCCAGUUACCAACCAUGUCUCUGACUCAGCCUGAAAGGAAGCAAGCGCAGCUGCCUUUGUCUCUGUAAAACCAGAGACGAAGCUGUACUUACGCCGCAUGCGCGUGAACCUGGGAACAUGGCCUCCGGGACACAGACUGUGCCCCAGCAGUGGGGGUGUGCAGGCAUGGGCACAGACACACUAGGGUGCUGGCCACCCAAGGGAGCAGCUGGACAGCCAGCCAGGCCAGGCAGAGGAGACCAGGAGGACCCCACGAGGGCGAUGGAAGCAGGACACUGCACUGACCCUGUCCCCUGAAGGGAAGCCCCUGUUCUGUCCAGGGGAGCCCCCGACUCCUUCCAGGGGAAUCCUCUCUCCUUCCAAAGGAGGAGUGCUCAUGUCAUCCAGGAGAGCCACAGCUCAAUCCAGGGGAAUCCCCUCUCUGUUCAGGGGAAGCCCCUCUCCUCCAGAACCCUCACCUUCCAGGAGAAUCCCCUCUCCGUUCAGGGGAAGCCCCUCUCCAUCCCAAGGAGCUCCUACUCCACCCUGGGGAGUUCUGUCUGUCCAAGGGAGCCUUCAAUCUGUCUAGGGGAGCCCCCCUUCAUCCUAGGUUACCCACCCUGUCCAGGAGAGCCUCCUGUCACUCCAGCAGAGCCCCUUUUCUGUCCCAGGGUACCCCUUCUCUGUCCAGGGGAACCCCCACCCUAUCCAAGGGAACCCCAUCUUUCCAGGGGAGACCCACCUCUAUCCAGGGGCAUCCCCUGAGUCCCCUCCAGGGGGGCCUGCACUCCUUCCAGGGGGCCCCCCAGGGGAGGACCGCAUCUCCAUCAAGGGGCCCCUCUCCACCCAGGGGAGUCCCCCCUCUGUCUAAGGGAGUCCCCUCACUGUCCAUGGCAGUUCCCCCUCAAUCCAAGGGGAGAUUCCUCCGUCCAGGGGCACCCCCGCCCCACCCAGGGGAUCCCCUCUCCACCCUGGGGCACCCCUUCUCCACCCUGGGGUGCCCCCCUCUGUUCUGGGGCACCCACAUUCUGUCCUGGGGAGCCCCCUCUCCACUGUGGGGAGCCCCCACUCCACUGGGGAGCCUGCACUCUGUCCUGCGGAGCCCCCCUUCACCCUGGGGAGCCCCCUCUCCGUCCUGGGGAGCCAGUGAGAGAAAGGGGUGGAGCCCAUCCGAAGGCGGGGAGGGGAGGUGGGCUCACCAGCCAGUCAGCACAGCAUGGAGCAGGCAGGAGGCCCACGGACGGCCCAGGCAAGCCCGACACGGCAGACACACCAGGAGACCCCAGGCCAGGCCCGACAGCACAGCAAGCAGGCCACCCACCGACAGGCACUUUAUUUUCCAAAGAGCCGAGAAAACUGUACAGCAAGUGGUCGAAAGCUGCCGCACUUUUUAGACACGAACGAGACGGCUGACCGUGCAGUCAGGCGGAGCUGAACUCCUGCUCCUGCUGAGGGGAAGCCCUGUGAGCGCCACGUCCCACCAGGCGCUGCACUGUGGGCGCGGCUCACCCUCGCCCUCAGUCCGGCCCCGACCUGCCAGAGGCCCAGCCAGACGUGCGGCACAGAAGAGGGACAGCAGCCUUGGGCCAGGUCAGUUUAUUUUAAGCCGCAGGGAACCGUGCCUCCCUCGGUCCAUCUUCCGGCUGAGCUGUCAUAGAAGGCCUGGGCCAGGGCCUGCGCGGCCCUCAGCACCCUCCUCUCCGGGGCGCCGGGCCCGACGUCGUCCCGCGCACACCUCAGCCAGUGCUGCUCCGUCCUGGGCAGGUAGUCUGCGAACAGCUCGCCAGGUGCCACCGAGGGGUGCUCCUCUUUGGUGGGGAAGGAGAGAGAAACGUGUUCAGUGAGGAAGGGGCCUACGUCCUGCAGAGCGAGCGUGUGAGCACCCCACGUCCACAGAGGACUGCACGAGGAAAGAGCACAGGCCCCACUCACAGCAAGUGCUCACACACCCUCCACACAGUGAGAAACACACACACCAGCUGCCUGCCUCGGGGGCAUAUCUACACAGUAAAGUGAAA